AAACCAACCACGAGUUGUCGUCGUGUGGGAGAAUCCAUCUUGAAGAGAGCUCUCCGGUUGUGUGACCAGUAAGCAGGUUUCCCUACUUCAUUAUAUCUUGGGGUUUUUCUUUUCUCAUUGUGUCGCCACGUAUAACAGUGCAAAAAAAAGAAAGGAAAAAUGUCUGAGACAGAGCAGCAAUAUAUGGAGACGUCGGAAAACGGCCACGAAGUCGACGAUGAUUAUAACGGAGCCGACCACACCGAGGAGGGGAUCGACGAGAGCGCCGCCAAUGACUGCGGAGAGGGCGAAGGGCCCGACGCGGACGGGAAUUCGCAAAACGGCGGCACGGAGGGCGGACAGAUCGACGCCAGCAAAGGCGAGGAGGAUGCCGGGAAAAUGUUUGUUGGUGGUCUCAGCUGGGACACAAGCAAGAAGGAUCUUAAGGAUUACUUCUCUAAAUUUGGUGAGGUGACAGACUGCACCAUAAAGAUGGACCAGCAGACAGGCCGGUCACGAGGGUUCGGCUUCAUUCUCUUUAAAGACGCAGCAAGUGUAGACAAGGUUCUUGAACAGAAGGAGCACAAGCUCGAUGGCAGAGUUAUCGACCCCAAGAAGGCCAUGGCCAUGAAGAAGGAUCCAGUGAAGAAAAUCUUUGUGGGAGGCCUCAACCCUGACACCUCGAAGGAACUCAUUCAGGAGUACUUUGGGACCUUUGGAGAGAUCGAGACCAUUGAACUUCCACAAGAUCCAAAGACGGAAAAGAGGAGGGGAUUCGUAUUCAUCACGUAUAAAGAAGAGGCUCCCGUCAAGAAGGUUAUGGAGAAGAAAUACCACAACGUCGGUGGAAGCAAGUGCGAAAUCAAAAUAGCCCAGCCCAAAGAGGUCUACCAGCAGCAGCAGUACGGUGCCCGUGGAUAUGGCGGACGCGGCAGGGGCCGUGGAGGCCAGGGCCAGAACUGGAAUCAAGGUUACAACAACUACUGGAACCAGGGAUACAACCAGAACUAUGGCUACGGACAGCAAGGCUACGGAUAUGGCGGCUAUGGCAACUAUGACUACUCUGCUGGUUAUUACGGCUAUGGGGGUGGCUACGAUUACAACCAGGGCAAUACAAGCUAUGGGAAAACUCCAAGACGUGGAGGCCACCAGAGUAGCUACAAGCCAUACUGAUCACACGUAGUGCAGGUCUAAAGUAAAUAAGAAAAAGAGAUCCAUGGUCUGACCACAGCGAACAUGGGCUCUGGCUUUUCCUUUGGAGUUGGCAGAAAUUUGGACUCAUGCUCCAUUUGUACAGAUCAAGUGAGGAACUGGGGAAGCAAAUGUCACUUUUCCACUUUUUAUUUUAUAUUGUUUUGUGUCCAUUUACAUUUCCAGUGAUGGAAGUGUUAUUUUUACUGUACUUUUUGGUACCUUUUUGAAUCUAAUGUAUUGUAUGGUUGUAUUUUUACAUGUCUACUGGAUUUACAGAUGAGCAGGAGCAAGAGCUUUUAAAGCUCACAAAUAAAACAAUUUUGCUUUUUUUUUUUUUUCUUUUCCUUUUGGUGUUUCUAGAACUUUAGUUAUUUUCUCCCGUGCUGAGUGUUGGAUGCGAGUUGCAUGGCUUCAGAUGUGGGGUGAGGCUAAAUAAGGGAUUUAAACUUAUCAAAGGA
Larimichthys crocea (large yellow croaker) is the source of this 1631-nucleotide messenger RNA. RefSeq names its product heterogeneous nuclear ribonucleoprotein A/Ba (gene hnrnpaba). NCBI's taxonomy places the organism in Eukaryota, Metazoa, Chordata, Actinopteri, Sciaenidae. Gene Ontology annotation, cellular component: nucleoplasm; chromatin. Gene Ontology annotation, molecular function: RNA binding. The record is from RefSeq and is a predicted model, not a curated record. The transcript is spliced from 9 exons. Gene Ontology annotation, biological process: regulation of gene expression. The coding region runs from base 160 to 1152 and encodes 330 amino acids.